Colletotrichum godetiae is the source of this 2333-nucleotide messenger RNA. Its product is annotated as major facilitator superfamily transporter. The transcript has 2 exons. Gene Ontology annotation, cellular component: fungal-type vacuole membrane. Gene Ontology annotation, molecular function: transmembrane transporter activity. Bases 500 to 2188 code for a protein of 562 amino acids. The record is from RefSeq and is a predicted model, not a curated record. NCBI's taxonomy places the organism in Eukaryota, Fungi, Ascomycota, Sordariomycetes, Glomerellales, Glomerellaceae. Gene Ontology annotation, biological process: transmembrane transport.
AUUGCUGCCGUGCCUUCCACAGCUCUGGGUUGUCGUCAAUCCAUCAUUGUAUGGUGUGCCCCGCGAUUCCGGCUGAAUGGGGGGAAACAGCAAAGACUUCACCACACUACGUCAGAAAAUUUCUGCAGGACUUGCAGCAAAGCCCGGCUUCUCGAUUGACAGAUAAAGAGCCUUAUCUCGACUGAAAAGUCUGGAAAAACUCGGCUCUGCAGUGUAUCUCGUUCUAUCCUACCUUGCCUUACCCCAUUCGAUCGAGUCUCGCCAACCUCUCUGCCUAUCGACGGAUUGUCAUUGGCGAACCAGAGCUUGCUGGGCUAGCUAUCUCGAGCUCGGCUCCACCUCUUAACAUCAGCUCCGACUUCCUUCUCGAACCUAUUUCUUGGCGGCUGUUUUCUUUAGCAGUUGCCGUUGAACAUUUUUUAUUAACCACUGCUUUCGUUCUCUUCCUACUCACUGACAACUCACCCACGAAGAAACAUCGACUAAUUGAUCAUUCACCAUGUCGUUGAGUCGUGUAGCCUCGGUGGAAACUUUCCAAUUCCUUCCCCAAGCACAUGGAUCGAGACGAGGUAGCGAUGCCUCAAGUGUAAGGGCGGGACGGCUCACCUUCAACCCUCUUCCUGAUGAAUGGGACCCUGCGGCGAGCAAGCCUGAUACCGUACUUGCAGUUGGUGCUUUUGAGGUUCCGCAAUGGAAAAGAAUUCUUCAAGUCACCAUCGCCGUAAUAUACUGCCUCUUUGCAGCGGGUAUCGCCUUUGGUUUUGCGGCAUUGAAGCCGGUGCUGAAACGAGAGGGCGCCUACAGCGAUGUCUGUUCUACCGACGAGUCCAACUCAACCCCCGACGAUACAUGUGUUGAGAUUCAUCUCAAUCUCAUGUUCACCGUGGCAGCAGUUGGUACCAACAUCGCUGCUUUGCCCGUUGGCGCCCUGCUUGACCACGCCGGCCCGCGUGUCUGUGGACUCGUGGGCAGCGUCUUCUUAAUCAUCGGAUCAAUCCUGAUGGCUUAUGCCAAGACACUCCCUUUCGACGGUUUUCUCAUUGGAUACCUGUGCCUUGCCCUGGGCGGUCCAUUCACCUACAUUUCGUCCUUUCAACUAUCCAAUGCGUUCCCAAAGCACUCGGGCUUCAUUCUCGCCCUCAUGACUGGCGCCUUCGACGCCUCUAGCGCCUUAUUCCUGGUCUACCGCAUAAUCUUCCAAGCAUCGGAAGGCACCUUUGGCCACGAGAAGUUUUUCAAAGUGUACCUGAUCGUUCCGGUCUUUAUCAUCAUUGUCCAAUUCGCCUUGAUGCCCAAGCAGUCGUACAAGACGGUGGGAGAACUGGUUGAGCUGCAAGAGGAGACCGUAGCCGCGAACGACGUCGACCCGGAUCCGUACGACGACCAGGUCGACGAGAAUACGGCGCUUCUGCGUGAGGAGCGACGGCACCGCGAGUCCGUCGUUGCUGACGUAGAGCAGUUGCUGGGCACCCAAAAAGCGGACAAGCAGAUUCGCCAAGAGAACAAGAACGAGAUGUCGGGCGUCUGGGGCGUGAUGCAUAACCGCUCAGCCCUGCGCCAGAUCGCCUCGCCGUGGUUCAUUCUCAUCUGCCUCUUCACCGUCAUCCAGAUGCUCCGCAUCAACUACUUCGUCGCCACCAUCCGGGCGCAAUAUGAGGUCAUCUUUGGCGACGUGGGCAAGGCCGUCGAGAUCAACAACUUUUUCGACGUCGCCCUUCCCGUGGGGGGCAUCCUCUCCAUCCCCUUCAUCGGUGUUCUCCUCGACCACACCAGCACCGUGACCGUCCUGACGGCGCUCGUCACCAUCGCCACCACUAUCGGCGUGCUGGGCGUCGUCGACAACAUGGCCGCCGCCUAUAUCCAGGUCUGCCUCUUUGUGCUCUACCGGCCCUUUUACUACACCGCCGUGUCCGACUACAGCGCCAAGGUGUUUGGCUUUGAGACGUUUGGCACCGUGUACGGCACCAUCAUCUGCCUGUCGGGGCUGUUCAACUUUUUGCAGUCUGGGCUGGAUGUACUGUUCCACCAGACCUUCGGCGGCGAUCCCGUGCCCGUCAACGUAAUUUUACUCUCGGCCGGCUUCGCCGUCGGUGUUGCGCUGGUCGGGUACGUGGCGCUGAAAGCGAGGGGGUUGAAGCGUAAGAUGCUGGAGCAAGAGGCCGAGGCUUCCGUUCAAUUUCACAACUAAGGAUCUUUAAGGGAGAGGCUCUCCUUGGAAGUUCACCACGGCUCUCUCAUAUGCCCUAUCGCGUUGGUUAUUUGCUCUUCUGUGUUAUGGCCUGCGCGGAGUUGCGGAAUAUUUUCGUCCUUUGGACUGUAUUGAGAAAUUGUUA